Molecule: messenger RNA, 1635 nt
Organism: Diatraea saccharalis (sugarcane borer)
Lineage: Eukaryota; Metazoa; Arthropoda; Insecta; Lepidoptera; Crambidae
Source: the annotation of a GenBank genome assembly
AAAUAUUAAUAUAGAUGUAACUUACGUAAUUGUAUACAUAAUUGGCGUUAUUAUCAAAUUGUUAGUUGAUGUUAUUACACUAGUAACUGGAGACUUAAUUAUUUAAUAAAAAAAUGAAGAUUGUUGUGACUGGAGCAGCUGGAUUUCUUGGUUCAAAAGUAGCAGAUUUACUUCUUAGUGACAAGUCACCACUUUUAGUUAAAGAGUUAGUGUUAGCAGAUACUAUCAAACCUGCCAUUAGGAGUGACCCUCGAGUAACAGUCCUCGCCAUAGAUCUUACAAGUCCAGAUGCCGCGACGAUUCUCAUUGACAAUAAUUGUGACGUUUUUUUUCAUCUGGCUGCUAUCGUUAGUGGCCAUGCUGAAGUAGACUUUGAUCUUGGAUUCAGAGUAAAUUUUGAUGCUACAAGAGCUCUGCUAGAGGCUGCCCGUAGAAUAAAGCCUACUUUGAAAUUCGUCUUUAGUAGUACACUGGGAGUCUACGGAGGUAAACUUCCAAACGUAGUCAACGAUUUUACUGCUGCAACUCCAGAGAACACUUAUGGAGCGACAAAAGCUAUGAGUGAGUUGAUGAUAAAUGAUUAUUCAAGAAAAGGUUUUGUCGAUGGUCGUAUUCUAAGGUUGCCUACUGUAGUUGUAAGGGCUGGGGCUCCAAAUAAAGCGGUUACUUCAUUCGCUAGUGGUAUUAUCAGAGAACCGCUUAACGGCUUAGAAGCACUAUGUCCUGUUGAUAAAAACCUGAAAUUGUGGCUCACAAGUCCUCAAGUGGUUGUGUGGAAUAUAAUAUAUGCGGCUACAAUUCCAGCCGCAUCGUUCGGUUCCUGGCGUGGAGUUAACUUGCCUGGAUUUGUAACCACGGUAGAUCAGAUGAUUCAAGCAUUAAAAGAGGUAGCUGGUGAGAAAGUUGCUGCAUUGGUACGUUUCGUCGAAGAUGAAACAGUUAACCGUAUUGUAUCCACUCUUCCAACUAACAUUGAUAACAGUCGUGCUUUAAGUUUGGGAUUUUCAGUGGAUGUAAAUUUUGUGGAGGUUGUUAAAAAUUAUAUAAAAUAUGAUUUACCUAAAAAAGAGAUUUGAAUACUACAUUUGUACAAAUAAAAUUAUAAAAAUAAACUUAGAAUUAUUAUUAAAAUUCCUAGAAAAAUGAAACGCAAUAAAAUUAUAUACGUGUAUCGAUCGUAUUGUAUACGGUAUGGUGUAUUAAAACAAUAAAAUUGGUUGCAAGCGUGGCUACGAUAACAUCUAAUAGAUAAAUGACAAUUAAAACUUAUUAGAUUUGGUUAAAUCGCAUGUAUUGUCAAUCACAUAAAAACCAUUAAACUUGUGGUUUUAUAAAGCACUUUAAGGAGGAAGUUAUACGUAAAAAAUAUUAUCUCGAGCUACUCCGUGCAUCGGAAGCACAGUUCGGAAGCCACGUGAAGUCCUUGGUCCCGGCUGCAUUUGUUCCUGGCAGUCGCCCGGAUUGUGAAAGGUCAUAGGUUCGAAUUCCAUCUCAGAGUGCCAGGGACAAAGAGGAUUUUUAAGCAGUAAAUAGAUCCAAAUUUACAGUUUGACAAUGAACUUGUGACAACCUUAAUAAAUAAUAAACAAAUGUGGAUUCGUUAUCGUAUUUACUCUUAUAGGCAAGUUAUUAUGA